Sclerotinia borealis F-4128 is the source of this 642-nucleotide messenger RNA. The record is from the annotation of a GenBank genome assembly. Lineage: Eukaryota; Fungi; Ascomycota; Leotiomycetes; Helotiales; Sclerotiniaceae.
AUGUCUGCAGUACGAAGUACAAGUCGAGCCCUUGCAGGCAUUCGCAGAACCGCAACUCAAUCUUUACGAAGAGAGUUUGCGACAGUGGCCGAUAGACCUAUUCGAUUUGCUUGCAGAACCCCCACAGCACCCGCCCUAUUAUGUCCAUUUUCCAUGCCAGGAUCGCGACCUAGUACCAAGCAAAUGUGCGAAAUCAGGCAAAAUAGGAGAUCGACAGCUGCUCGUCGAGAGUUCUCUGCUACUUCCAAAUCUUUGCAUGGUCAUGUAGAACCCCCAAAGCCUGGGGAGGGGUUACAUGUUACGUUCUUCGAUAAGGAGGGAGAUGAACACACUUUUGAAGUUUCGGCAGGAGACAACCUUUUAGAUAUAGCACAAGCCAAUGAUUUGGAAAUGGAAGGAGCCUGUGGAGGAUCUUGCUCAUGUUCAACAUGUCAUGUUGUAGUCGAAGAUGAAGCAUUUUAUGAUAAAAUGGCCGAACCAGAUGAUGACGAGAACGAUAUGUUGGAUUUAGCGUUCGGCUUGAGAGAAACUUCAAGAUUGGGCUGUCAGAUUGUGAUGUCAAAAGAGUUAGAUGGGUUGCGUGUAAGGCUUCCUUCCAUGACACGAAAUCUCCAGGCUAGCGAUUUCAGCAAGAAAAGUUGA